Molecule: messenger RNA, 1169 nt
Organism: Amphimedon queenslandica
Lineage: Eukaryota; Metazoa; Porifera; Demospongiae; Haplosclerida; Niphatidae
Exons: 2
Coding region: 111-1076 (321 amino acids)
Molecular function (GO): GTP binding
Source: RefSeq, a predicted model, not a curated record
UUAGUUAUUGUUAUGAUCAUAGUUAUGAAUAAUUUGACCAUCCUCCACAUACUGUAUAAACUUACAUACAGUACUUCCUUCUUCUCUAACCACUCUUGAUUCUUCUCAAUAUGGCAACACAACUUGUAGACCCCCUUGAAGAUAUCACCUCACCAAGUGAAAUUCCUACUCAAGAAAAUGUUGCUGACGUGCCAUUAGAUGAUAAAUUUGGAAAGAAGUCAGCAAAGCUCAAAAGGAAGAAGCACCAUGUAAAAAUCCUUGUCAUGGGGCUGACAGUAUCUCAGGCUGGGGCAAACCCUGUUCAAAAGGAAACGCAGUACUAUAAAGGAGAGCACGAUGGUAUUAAAAUCAAGGUAUAUGAUGCUCCUGGGUUUGGUGAUGAAGGUCUUUCUGAUCAACAAAUAUUGGAAGAUAUUUUUUCUUCUAAAAAUGCACGAAAGAAGGGAUAUGAUCUUAUACUUAUUGCUUUGAGGAUGGAUAAUCGUUUUGACCUGAACACUGAUAUGCUAUCAUCUCUUAAGCAAUAUAUGGAUCGAGGGAAUAAGUGGGAAAGAACAAUCAUGGUACUUACUUUUGCUAAUUCACUUUUGGAUCAACUUGAAAAUAAUCCUCAGCAGUAUACUGAAGAGCAAAUGAAGAUUGAAUUACAAGUACAGAAAGAACAAUUUCAAAAGCGCUUUCAAAAGCACACUGGAAAAGAUGAUGUCCCAUUUGUAUUAGCAGGAAAGGCAAUUAAACGAAAAUUGCCAACAGAUGAUGACUGGCUCGUUACUCUUUGGGAGCAGAGCAUACUUCGAUGUAGGACCAAAGCAAAACCUUUCGUAAAGCGUUUAGGUAUCUUUCGUUUGUUAAAUCAAUUGCGACUCAAACUAAGAUCCAUCUUCUUUACCACUGAAGAGGAAAGUGCUGAUUUCAAUGGGCCUGAUGGUUUAGAAGAAGGUAGCAAUUCUGAAGGGGAAGAUGAAGAGUCUAGUAGCAGUGAGGAGGAAGGUGGCAGCUUUGAUGAUGGUAGCCUACAGCAUGUUGAGAUGGAUUUAGUUCAAGAAGUGAAUGCUGCAUUAUUACCUGAACAUUAACUGAAACAUUUAUUAAGCUUUAAUAAUUUUGGUUUGACAGCAUUUUUUUUAGAUAGUUUUAACUUUUUCUGUAGUAAAGAGUAUUAGCAAAAA